Uloborus diversus is the source of this 3408-nucleotide messenger RNA. It is a transcript of the gene bor, whose product is annotated as ATPase family AAA domain-containing protein 3-like. Gene Ontology annotation, cellular component: mitochondrion. Gene Ontology annotation, molecular function: ATP binding; ATP hydrolysis activity; zinc ion binding. NCBI's taxonomy places the organism in Eukaryota, Metazoa, Arthropoda, Arachnida, Araneae, Uloboridae. Gene Ontology annotation, biological process: mitochondrion organization. The coding region runs from base 91 to 1905 and encodes 604 amino acids. The transcript has 14 exons. The record is from RefSeq and is a predicted model, not a curated record.
CACACACACCGGUUUAGCGCACGUGUGUUUAAAUUGCUGUGAAUGUUGUGUUUAUUAUUUACAUCGUAGUUUUUUCAAAAGACAAUUAUAAUGAGUUGGUUAUUUGGAUUGAGGCAAAAUCCUAUGCCUGAUCUAUCUUCUACUGGGUUCCCGCCGGAUGGAAGUCCUGGAGAAGGUCAAUCGUCCGGCGGUGGUAAAUCAGGUUCAGGAUCUAAUGAUGAUAAUGCCAAACGCAUGGAUGCCUAUAGAUUUGACUCCUCUGCAUUGGAACGAGCAGCAAAAGCUGCUCGAGAAUUGGAAUUAUCUCCAAAUGCAAAACAGUAUUUGGAGCUUGCCAAACUUCAAGAGCAAAACUUGAUAGUAGAAAAGCAGUCCAAAAUGAAAGAAUAUGAAGCACUUAUUGAAAACGCAAAAUCAGAGCAAAUACGUGUACAGCAGGAAGAAAGACGGAAAACCAUAGCGGAAGAAACAAAACAUAAUCAAAUGAGAGCCCAAUAUGCGGAUCAGCUUGCACGGAAGCGAUACGAUGAGCAAUUGAUUCAGCAACAAAGAGCUAAUGAAGAAAACUUAAGAAAGCAGGAAGAAUCUUUAGCAAAACAGGAAGCAAUGAGAAGAGCUACACUGGAGAGAGAAAUGGAGAUUCGAGCACAGAGUGAUAUGAAAAGAAUUGAAGCUGAAAUGCGAGCAAAAGCAAAAGUCGAUAGAGAAAACCAAGAUUUAUAUUUAGAGCAAAUACGCUUAAAGGCUGCUGAAAGCAGAACUACAGUUUUGGAAUCCAUAAAAACAGCUGGAUCUAUUUUGGGAACUGGAUUCAAUGCCUUUAUUAGUGACUGGGGUAAAGUUACUGCAACUGUGGCUGGUGUUACUAUGCUUGCCUUUGGCUACUAUACAGUAAAACAAGGUACUGGUGUAGCUGCAAGAUUCAUUGAAGCCCGUUUAAACAAACCAUCGCUUGUGCAAGAGACAUCACGUCUUACUCUGUCAGAAGCCCUAAAACACCCAAUCAAAACAAAACAAAGGUUGUUGAACAAACCUAAAGAUGUUUUGCAAGGUGUUAUAUUAAAUCCUACUUUAGAAGAACGUCUUAGUAAAAUCACAAUUGCUACUAGAAAUACUAAGAAAAAUAAAGGCAUGUACAGAAAUCUGUUAUUAUAUGGUCCUCCUGGUACAGGAAAAACUCUUUUUGUAAAGAGGUUAGCCCAACACUGUGGUAUGAACUAUGCCAUUAUGAGCGGUGGUGAUGUUGUUGCUAUGGGCAGAGAAGGUGUUACUGCCAUCAAUAAAGUUUUUGAUUGGGCCAACAGUUCUCGAAGAGGGUUGUUAUUGUUUGUUGAUGAAGCUGAAGCCUUUUUGCGAAAAAGAAGUUCAGAAGCAAUUGGGGAAAAUGUUCGAGCAGCUUUAAAUGCAUUUUUAUAUAGAACGGGAGAUCAAUCUGAUAGGUUCAUGCUAGUCCUUGCCAGCAACACCCCUGAACAACUGGACUGGGCUAUGAAUGACAGAAUGGAUGAAGUUGUUGAAUUUAGAUUACCUGGCUCAGCAGAGAGAGGACGCAUGAUUUACAUGUAUUUUGAAAAGUUUGUUCUUAUCCCAGCUACUGAAGGAAAAAGGAGAUUUAAAGUUGAGCAGUUUGAUUACAUAAAAACUUGCUCUGACAUAGCAACAAUGACUGAAGGUUUGUCUGGAAGAGAAAUAGUUAAACUUGCAUCUGCAUGGCAAUUUGCUGCAUACGCUUCAGAUACUGGCCUGUUGACAAAAGAAAUGAUCAUGACUGAGGUACAAAAUGCUGUAAAACAGCAUGAACACAAAGCCAGUUGGCAGACCAUAGAGGAAACAAAGAAACAAAUAUUAGAAGCUUCUAGGCCCAGAGCAAUACCUCUUGAAUACCCUAAAGCUUCCCCUAGUUAAUCAAGACUUUAGUAUAGGAUUAUUAAAAUUCAAUCAUAUAUUUCAUCUGAAAAUCAGUAAUAUAGUAAUGGAUGAAAGAGAAAAUUCUCAUUAGUAUUGAAUAUAAUAAAACUUUAGUAGGAAAUCUUUAGAAGAACGAAAUUCAUCAGCUUCAUGACAUCAAUCCGCACUGUAGAUAUUGAAGUAUUUUCAAUCAUUGUGUAUCGGUGUUUUUGUUUUGUAUUGCAUAAUGCUCAAGGUAUUUGUUGCUGAAGAAAUUUUUAUUUCCAAAGUUUAAUAUAUUUUUUAAUUAUACGAACUUUUUGCUGGAUUUUAUGUGCAUAAUUUUACUGACCAUUUUGUGUGAAAUGUUUAAUAUAAUUGGACAUUGUUUUUGAAUCAUAGUUGGGUGAUAAUAUUUAUUUAAAACAUUAUUUGAUGCUUGAUGUGUCAUGAAUAUUAACUCAAUUGUCAUGUUUUAAAACAUACUGAAAUUAGUAACCCUUUUUUAUAUUAAUAGUAUCACAAAAAGUCAGCUAUUGUUUAUCUUUCAUAUUACAAAAAAUGCCUUGUUAGCAAAUCAAAAUGUGUUUAUUGUUGAUAUUAUUAUGUUUCUACACUUUGUUUUAAGGUAAAAGUUCUAUGUUCAGAUGUUUAUGGACCUGCUGUGUUGUUGUUCAUACUGCACACUAUUUGUUACUUCAAGAAAUUCUAUAAAAAUACAUUUUGCUUCUUAGUAACACAGUUUUUUUAAACAAAUAAAUUUUGACAAGUUCUUAUUUUGAAUUAAUGAUGUAAUUACCUGUAUUGUCAACUACCUUUUGCCAUGUAGUUUGCAAAUUUUCAAUUAAUGGUGGUUAAAAAUCAAUCAGGGCUCCCAAAUAAACCUCUUUUCCCUUUAAAUUCUGUGUUUGAGAUUUAAGUCUGUUUUUACAUUUGGUCUUCUUUUAUGUAUUUAAAAAUCAAUUUCAAAAAGCCACUUCCACUCACACUGAUCGGCCAUCAACUAUUGCAUCAAAGCAGUGUGAUAUUCAAUCUUUCUCCUUCCACCAGAAAGAUGCGUCCCCCUCCAUCUCCAAAUCUUAUCAGCCAAAAGGGAGUUCAUAUUAAAAUUGUGAUGGGUAAAAAUGCUCUUUUGAUGUGAGGAUUUUAAUCUAUUUAUUAUUUUUUUAAAAAGAAAAAUCACAAUAAUGGUUCAUUACUGCAAAAAUUAAGUUUAAGUUUCUUUUUUCACUAACUGCAGACUUAAAAAUAAAAACCUAGAUUGAACCCUGUUGCCGUACUUAAGGUUCAUUUGCAACAUAAAGUAAAGGAUGAUGCCACUUGCUACCCAAUCACAAAGACAAUAGAAUGGGAAAUGUCAAGCCUUGGUAAAGUGAAAUCAAUAAGCAAUCUUAAUUGCUCAAAAAAAAAGAAGAAAAAAAGCUUUAUUUGUUUAGUUGAUUACUUAAUUUUUUGUUGUUUAUCACAUAAUUUUCCUUGCAAGUCAAUUUAUGAGCGGCAGUUAUGUGUAAUCAAAUAUGU